Ctenocephalides felis (cat flea) is the source of this 2331-nucleotide messenger RNA. RefSeq names its product 52 kDa repressor of the inhibitor of the protein kinase-like. The record is from RefSeq and is a predicted model, not a curated record. NCBI's taxonomy places the organism in Eukaryota, Metazoa, Arthropoda, Insecta, Siphonaptera, Pulicidae. Gene Ontology annotation, molecular function: protein dimerization activity. Bases 1 to 2331 code for a protein of 776 amino acids. The transcript has 5 exons.
AUGGGUAUCGUGCAGUUACCAGAAAUUCGUUUGUACUGGUCUAAAAACGGCAUGUACGCAAACACUAGAAUAAAAAAUGCAAUGAAACGUGAUCGUCGUGAAAGCGACACAAAUAUGGCAUUCAAGAAACCGAGACUCGAGAUCGCUCGAGAUUCACCUACAACUUCAGGUAAAAAUAACUGCUUCGCCGAUGCUUCUGCUUCUGCAGAUGCAUUGCGAUGUAGGGCAUUAUCAAUUGAUGAGGAAACUCCAACACUUUCGGAACCAAUGUUUGCUGCGGAUAUUGGUUGUUAUAUAGGAAAAAUCGUUAGCGAUUCGAUGAAAGCUGUGUUGCUUGAAAAACAUUGGCAGCCUCCCUCUAAUUAUACUUUUCCGCAUUGUAUUGUAAAUAAAAAGAGAAAACAGACAAAAAAAUAUGCACAAAAAUCUCACCUCGAAAAAUUUCAAUGGCUGGUUUUGUCGCAUAAAGACCAGGGUCUUUAUUGCAAGUAUUGUGCUUUGUUUGUUGUAGCUUCUGGAGGUGGUGUUCAGACAGAAACACCUUUGCGGCGAUUUGUAAGGGAACCAAUGAAAGCUUUUGAUGAUUUGCUAGAACGAUUAAGGCCAAUUAUAAAAACAAUAUUUUGUGGCCAUCAAAAUAUUUCAUUGCGUGGUCAUCGCGACGAUGGUAAAUUGAAAUAUAAUAUAGUAUCCGAUGAAGGAAAUUUUAGGGCUCUUUUAAAGUUCCGUGUUGAUUCGGGUGAUACUGCAUUGCAGCAUCACUUGGAAUCUUCAAGUGCCAACGCCACAUACAUCAGCAAAACUGUACAAAAUGAGCUAAUAGAUGUGUGUGCAGAAGUCAUCCAAGAAACAAUUUUAAAGAAUGUGCGGGAAGCCAGAUUUUUUUCAAUUUUGUUUGACGAAACCACUGAUAUAUCGCAUAUCUCACAGCUGAGCCUCUCAUUACGUUAUUUUCAUAAUGCUAUUAUUAAGGAACAUUUUGUGACUUUUUGCGAUACAUAUGAUGCUCUUAAAUCUGAGGACAAUAAUUUAGGUGACAUAGAGCCUAGAUUGACAGGUAAAUCAUUGGCAAAAAUUGUUCAAAAUUUGUGUACCAAAUACAAUUUAGAUUUAUCUUGUUGUGUGGGUAUUGGAACUGACAGCUGCUCGGUUAUGGCAUCAAAUACAAAAGGUGCAGUGCAGGAGUUAAUGAAAAUUGCCAUCCAUGCUAAACGUUGCCCAUGCAACAACCAUGUUCUCAAUAAUGCAUUAGCAAAAUCAUCAAAAUUAGUUUCUUGCCGCAAUACAUCUGGCAUAAUGAAAAAAGUUGUGGCAUUUGCCAAUGCAUCUGCUAAGAGGCAUGCAAUUUUUAAGUUAGAACUUGGAGCUGCCAUGCAAGGUAUUUGUGAAACACGCUGGGUAGAAAGGCAUGAUGGGCAUCUUCAGUUUCAAGGGGACAACUUAAUCAAAAUUUGUAGCGCUCUGGAGAAGAUUUCUGCUUGGCAAGAUAAUAAAACUGCCAAUGAUGCACAUUGCUUGCUGCAAACAUUACGCAGUUCUGACUUUAUAAUAUCUUCCAUCUGCUUAAGUGAUGUAUUAGGUACUACUGUAUCUUUAAGCAGAAUUCUGCAAUCGAGCUCGAUUGAUUUGAAAAAAGCUACAGAUGCUUUUAAUGACACAUUAAGGGUUCUGAGAAAUAGAAGAGAAAAUGUGGACGAAAUCUUCCAACAGCUGUUUGAAGAAGCUAAAGAAGUAGCUGAGCAGUUAGAUAUAGAUAUUAAAUGUCCGAGAUUAGUAUCAAAACAGAUACAUAGAGCCAAUAAUCAAUCUGCUCAGUCUGCUGAAGAUUAUUUCCGCCGAGCUGUUUAUAUUCCUCUUUUAGAUUCAAUAAUCAGCGAUCUCCAGGACCGCUUGUCUCCUGAUGUACUUAAUUUAUUUAAGCUGAAUGUUUUUAUGCCAAAAACCGAACAUAACAAUAAAGACAUUGAAGCUGUAAGACAACUAGCUAACGACUAUAAACUGUUACUAGAUAACACUCCAGUGUCUAUUAUUGUAAAUGAAUAUAGGCUGUGGAUGGUGAAGUGGCAGUCCUGGCAGCAAACUCAGGAUACACCGCACUCAAUAUCUGAGGUUAUUACAAAUUGUGACAUUGAUAUGUAUCCUAACAUAAGAAAAUUCUUACAAAUAAUAGCUACACUACCUGUCAGUGUGGCUACAGCAGAAAGGUCUUUCUCUACGUUGCGUAGAAUAAAAACAUGGAUAAGAUCUUCAAUGGCGGAAGAUCGUUUGACAGGACUGGCACUUCUCCAUGUACAUAAAAAUAUAGCGAUUGACAUCGAUGAUGUUUCUUAA